This is a messenger RNA of Thermochaetoides thermophila DSM 1495, 2460 nucleotides long. RefSeq names its product putative cell division control protein. The coding region runs from base 1 to 2460 and encodes 819 amino acids. Gene Ontology annotation, biological process: mitotic spindle disassembly; retrograde protein transport, ER to cytosol; autophagosome maturation. Gene Ontology annotation, molecular function: ATP binding; polyubiquitin modification-dependent protein binding; ATP hydrolysis activity. The record is from RefSeq and is a predicted model, not a curated record. The transcript is spliced from 5 exons. Gene Ontology annotation, cellular component: cytosol; VCP-NPL4-UFD1 AAA ATPase complex; nucleus. NCBI's taxonomy places the organism in Eukaryota, Fungi, Ascomycota, Sordariomycetes, Sordariales, Chaetomiaceae.
AUGGCUCCCGAAUCCAAGGACCACAAGAAGAAGGUCAACUUGACCGAUCCCUCGGGCGCCGAGCACCGCGAGGAGAAUGACACCGCCACGGCCAUUCUCAAGAAAAAGAAGAAGCCCAAUCAGCUUAUGGUUACUGAUGCCGUUAACGAUGAUAACUCCAUUAUCGCCCUGUCCAACAACACUAUGGAGGCUCUCCAGCUCUUCCGCGGCGACACCGUCUUGGUCCGCGGUAAGAAGAGGAGGGACACUGUCCUAAUUGUCCUGGCCGACGACGAUCUCGAUGAUGGCAGCGCCCGCAUCAACCGCGUAGUCCGCCACAACCUGCGCGUCAAGCACGGCGACAUGAUCACCAUCCAUCCUUGCCCAGAUAUCAAAUAUGCCAAGCGUAUCGCCGUUUUGCCGAUUGCCGACACCGUCGAGGGUCUUACCGGCUCGCUCUUCGACGUCUUCCUUGCUCCCUACUUCCGUGAGGCUUACCGCCCCGUCCGCCAAGGCGAUCUGUUUACCGUUCGCGGUGGCAUGAGGCAAGUAGAGUUCAAGGUCGUUGAGGUCGAUCCUCCGGAGUACGGUAUCGUCGCGCAGGACACCAUCAUCCACUGCGAGGGUGAGCCUAUUCCCCGUGAGGAAGAAGAGAACAAUCUCAACGAAGUCGGCUACGAUGAUAUCGGUGGCUGCCGGAAGCAGCUGGCUCAGAUCCGCGAGAUGGUUGAGCUCCCGCUCCGGCAUCCUCAGCUCUUCAAGUCCAUUGGCAUCAAGCCGCCUCGUGGUGUGCUCCUCUACGGUCCUCCUGGUACCGGUAAGACGCUGAUGGCUCGCGCCGUCGCCAACGAAACUGGAGCCUUCUUCUUCCUUAUCAACGGUCCUGAGAUCAUGUCCAAGAUGGCCGGUGAAUCCGAGUCCAACCUGCGCAAGGCGUUCGAGGAGGCCGAGAAGAACUCUCCUGCCAUCAUCUUUAUCGAUGAGAUCGACUCGAUCGCUCCCAAGCGUGAGAAGACAAACGGCGAGGUCGAGCGUCGUGUCGUGUCUCAGCUCCUGACUCUCAUGGAUGGCAUGAAGGCGCGGUCUAACGUCGUCGUCAUGGCGGCCACUAACCGCCCCAACUCUAUCGAUCCUGCUCUUCGCCGUUUUGGCCGGUUCGAUCGUGAGGUCGACAUCGGUAUCCCCGAUCCUACCGGCCGUCUGGAGAUUCUCCAGAUUCACACCAAGAACAUGAAGCUGGCCGACGACGUCGAUCUUGAACAGAUUGCCGCUGAGACCCAUGGUUACGUCGGUUCCGAUCUUGCUGCCCUCUGCUCAGAGGCUGCUAUGCAGCAGAUUCGUGAGAAGAUGGACCUCAUCGAUCUUGAUGAGGAUACCAUCGACGCAGAGGUCCUCGAUUCUCUCGGUGUCACCAUGGACAACUUCCGGUACGCUCUUGGUGUCUCCAACCCCUCGGCUCUCCGCGAGGUCGCUGUCGUCGAGGUUCCCAACGUCCGCUGGGAGGAUAUUGGUGGUCUUGAGCAGGUCAAGCAGGAGCUCAAGGAACAGGUCCAAUAUCCUGUCGACCACCCCGAAAAGUUCCUCAAGUUUGGUCUUUCCCCGUCCCGUGGUGUCCUGUUCUAUGGUCCCCCUGGUACGGGUAAGACCAUGUUGGCCAAAGCUGUUGCCAACGAGUGCGCUGCGAACUUUAUUUCGGUGAAGGGUCCUGAGCUGCUCUCGAUGUGGUUCGGUGAGUCGGAGAGCAACAUUCGUGAUAUCUUCGACAAGGCUCGCGCUGCCGCUCCUUGUGUUGUGUUCCUGGACGAGCUUGACUCUAUCGCCAAGGCUCGUGGCGGUUCGAUUGGUGAUGCCGGCGGUGCCUCAGAUCGUGUCGUCAACCAGCUCCUGACUGAGAUGGAUGGUAUGACUUCCAAGAAGAAUGUGUUCGUCAUUGGUGCUACCAAUCGCCCUGAGCAGCUCGACCCUGCUCUGUGCCGUCCUGGCCGCCUCGACCAGCUCAUCUACGUGCCUCUGCCCGACGAAGCUGGCCGUUUGAGCAUUCUCAAGGCCCAGCUCCGCAAGACGCCCGUGUCCAAGGAUGUCGACCUUGCCUACAUUGCUUCCAAGACCCACGGCUUCUCCGGUGCCGAUCUUGCUUUCAUCACCCAGCGUGCUGUCAAGCUGGCCAUCAAGGAGUCGAUCGCUGCCGAGAUUGAGCGCCAGAAGGCUCGUGAGGCUGCCGGCGAAGAUGUCAACAUGGAGGAUGAUGAGGACCCGGUUCCCGAGCUUACCAAGCGUCACUUCGAGGAGGCCAUGCGCGAUGCCCGCCGCUCUGUCAGCGAUGUCGAGAUUCGCCGCUAUGAGGCAUUUGCUCAACAGAUGAAGAACGCUGGUCCUGGCGCCUUCUUCAAGUUCCCCGACAGCACCACCGACAACAGCGCUAGCAACGCUGCGGGCAACUCGUUCGGUGAUGCUGGCAACGAUGAUGAUCUCUACACCUAA